UGUCUGGGCGGCCGCGCGAGCGGGUCAUAAGAAACUGCGCGUGCGACCGGCUGCCGUGUCGCGUGUGUCGAUAUGCAGUGAGUGUGUUAAACAGCUGAAGGAAACAUGAGGCUGUCACUGCACAUCGCUGUGCUGGUACUGGCAGUGUACCACAGCUGCCAGGCCGCGCGCCCCGCCCGGGCCAUAGCAAGCUACUCAAACCAAAACUACGCGAUUCUCGGAGACCCCAUCCGACCCGACCUAGACGAAGAUGGAUACUUCUACCCGGCGCCCUCAAUACCCUUUAAAGAGCAGUACAUCCCGCCUCCGAGACAGCCUCCUCCUCCUUUUAUCCCCACCUUACCACCCCAAGCUCCUCCUUUUAGCAUCAACGUAGAGCGCCCAAAUUUGCCGUCAAACAUAGUACCUAUCCAAAAUCAACCGAACCCUUACCAGCCGCCUUCUAUCCCAACCUUACCACCCCAAGCUCCUCCUUUCAGCAUUAACGUAGAGCGCCCAAAUUUACCGAAAAACAUAGUACCUAUCCAAAGUCAACCGAACCCUUACCAACCGCCUUCUAUCCCAACUUUACCACCCCAAGCUCCUCCUUUCAGCAUUAACGUAGAGCGCCCAAAUUUACCGAAAAACAUAGUACCUAUCCAAAGUCAACCGAACCCUUACCAACCGCCUUCUAUCCCAACUUUACCACCCCAAGCUCCUCCUUUCAGCAUCAACGUAGAGCGCCCAAAUUUACCGAAAAACAUAGUACCUAUCCAAAAUCAACCGAACCCUUACCAGCCGCCAUCUAUCCCAACCUUACCACCCCAAGCUCCUCCUUUCAGCAUCAACGUAGAGCGCCCAAAUUUACCGAAAAACAUAGUACCUAUCCAAAAUCAACCGAACCCUUACCAGCCGCCUUCUAUCCCUAGGUUACCACCCCAAGCUCCUCCUUUCAGCAUUAACGUAGAGCGCCCAAAUUUACCGAAAAACAUAGUACCUAUCCAAAAUCAACCGAACCCUUACCAGCCGCCGUCUAUCCCAACUUUACCACCCCAAGCUCCUCCUUUCAGCAUCAACGUAGAGCGCCCAAAUUUACCGAAAAACAUAGUACCUUUCCAAAAUCAACCGAACCCUUACCAGCCGCCUUCUAUCCCAACCUUACCACCCCAAGCUCCUCCUUUCAGCAUUAACGUAGAGCGCCCAAAUUUGCCGAAAAACAUAGUACCUUUCCAAAAUCAACCGAACCCUUACCAGCCACCUUCUAUCCCUACGUUACCACCCCAAGCUCCUUUCAGCAUCAACGUAGAGCGCCCAAAUUUACCGAAAAACAUAGUACCUAUCCAAAAUCAACCGAACCCUUACCAGCCACCUUCUAUCCCAACUUUACCACCUCCUUCCAGUACCAGUAUCGUAGAGCGCCCAAGAUUACCAAUAAACAUACCAUCAAUUCAACCUCCACCAAAACCUGUCCAGCCGCUUCCUCCUUCCAUUCCAACUUUACCACCCCUUACCCCCCUUUCUCCAAAACAGCCCUAUUCACCUGCUACCGAGGAUGGCUACGUGUAUGAACGCCCAAAUAAACCGUUCACCAUAACGACUAAACCACCGACGUCUCCACCUCUGAUAAGGACUCCACCUCCGCCACCACCGCCACCUGUAAUAAGAUACUCUGAAACGCCGGGAUACAGUUACCCACCCCCAAGCAUUCCCUUCACAUACCCCACGACGCCUCGGACGACACCACGACCCCCGCCAACCACCACUACAACUAGACGACCUCCUACAACUCCGCGACCUACGCCACCUCCGACAACUAGACCUCCAGUAUAUUCAACAAUAAAAGAUCUGUUCACACCGACCGGUUAUACUUAUACGACGCCUAAAAUUCCAUUCACGUAUCCAACUCCACCACCUACCAGGGCAACACCACCACCUACCAGGUAUACACCUCCACCUACCAGGGCUACACCUCCGCCUACCAGGGCUACACCUCCGCCUACCAGGGCUACACCACCGCCUACCAGGGCUACACCUCCGCCUACCAGGGCAACACCACCGCCUACCAGGUAUACACCUCCACCUACCAGGUAUACACCUCCGCCUACCAGGGCUACACCUCCACCUACCAGGGCUACAUUCAGAACAACUGGAUACAGUUACCCAACCCCAAGCAUUCCUUUCACAUACCCCACAACGCCUCGGACGACGCCACGACCCCCUCCAACCACCACUACAACCAGACGCCCCAUUACAACUCCUCGGCCAACACCACCCCCGACAACUAGACCUCCAGUAUAUUCAACAAUAAAAGAUCUGUUCACACCGACCGGUUAUACUUAUACGACGCCUAAAAUUCCAUUCACGUAUCCAACUCCACCACCUACCAGGGCAACACCACCACCUACCAGGUAUACACCUCCACCUACCAGGGCUACACCUCCGCCUACCAGGGCUACACCUCCGCCUACCAGGUAUACACCUCCGCCUACCAGGGCAACACCACCACCUACCAGGUAUACACCUCCGCCUACCAGGGCUACACCUCCGCCCACCAGGUAUACACCUCCGCCUACCAGGGCUACACCACCGCCUACCAGGGCUACAUUCAGAACAACUGGAUACAGUUACCCAACCCCAAGCAUUCCUUUUACAUACCCCACAACGCCUCGGACGACGCCACGACCCCCUCCAACCACCACUACAACUAGACGCCCCAUUACAACUCCUCGGCCAACACCACCCCCAACAACUAGACCUCCAGUUUAUACAACAAUAAGAAAUCAGUUCAGAACGACGGGUUACACUUAUCCGACGCCUAUAAUUCCAUUUACGUAUCCAACUCCACCACCAACGAGACGCACUCCACCACCUACACCUCCCCCUCCUAGAACCCCACCUCCAACAAGACCUCCUCCUCCUAGGACCCCGCCACCAACUUAUUUACCUCCCUCUACAACCAGGAGGACUCCACCUCCACCACCUCCACCCACUAGACCACCGACAUUCAAAACCCCAGCUACAUACCUACCCCCACCGCCACCAACAAGACCUCCCCCUCCUAGAACUCCACCCCCAACUUAUUUACCUCCCUCUACAACAAGGAGAACUCCACCUCCUCCACCUCCUCCACCACCCCCCACUAGACCACCGACAUUCAGAACCCCAGCUACAUACCUACCUCCGCCACCACCAACAAGACCUCCCCCUCCUAGAACCCCGCCACCAACUUAUUUACCUCCCACUACAACCAAAAGGACUCCACCACCUCCACCUCCUACACCACCCCACACUAGGCCACCAACAUUCAGAACCCCAGCUACAUAUCUACCUCCGCCACCACCAACAAGGCCUCCCCCUCCAAGGACCCCGCCACCAACUUAUUUACCUCCCACUACAACCAGAAGAACCCCACCUCCUCCGCCUCCCCCUACUAGGCCACCAACAUUCAGAACCCCAGCCACAUACCUACCUCCGCCACCACCAACAAGACCUCCCCCUCCUAGAACCCCACCCCCAACUUACUUACCUCCCACUACAACCAGGAGGACUCCACCUCCUCCACCUCCCCCUACGAGGCCACCGACAUUUAGAACACCAGCUACAUAUCUACCCCCACCUCCACCAACGAAACCCCCAGUAUACAUCCCGCCUCCAACAACUAGACCCCCUGUAUAUAUCCCACCCCCAACAACUAGACCCCCUGUAUACAUCCCACCCCCAACAACAAGACCCCCAGUGUACAUCCCACCUCCAACGACUAGACCACCGUUCGUCGAAAAAGAGGGAUAUUUCUACGAUCGACCACUCGUACCUUUUGUCUUUUAAC
This is a messenger RNA of Ostrinia nubilalis (European corn borer), 3805 nucleotides long. RefSeq lists its product as uncharacterized. The transcript has 4 exons. The record is from RefSeq and is a predicted model, not a curated record. The coding region runs from base 106 to 3804 and encodes 1232 amino acids. Lineage: Eukaryota; Metazoa; Arthropoda; Insecta; Lepidoptera; Crambidae.